UGCACGCAAGAGAAGGACCUGCAGCGAGCCAAAUGCAGUUUUAAUGAAGCAGUCAUCAUUAGAAGAUAGUCGCCAAAGCGACCCUGUGCAACAUUAUGAUAAUGCAGGUGUAAUGAAGAAGUCCUUAGUAGAAGAUAGAGCGCAAAAAAGGUUCCGGGGUGAGCCUAUGCAACGAUAUAAUAAUGCAGUUGUGAUGAAGCAAUCUUCAUCAGAAGAGAGGCCCACAAAAAGUUAUGAUCUUUCUUCUGAUGCAUCCUCUCAUAGCCGUCAACCUAGACCAUUCCUUUCAUCAAACAGUAAAUAUCUCAAGGUUGUACUUUAUAAAAGACAUGGUAUUGCUGCUUUAAGAUCUGUAGCUGAUAUGUUGACCAAGAGUACACAAGAUUCAAUCAAGGCGAUUGCCAAAUGUCAACGUGUUAUUGAUGAUGCUAAUAGAAGUCCUCAAUGAUUCUAUGUAAUUUUUUUAUUUGGGCACAUUAAUUGCCUUGUAAUUUUCCUAGUUAUUUUAUUUGUGUAUGUAAUUGUGUGUAUCAUUGAUACCAGAUUUUAGGCUCAUGAAAUUUAAUGCAA
Messenger RNA from Lolium perenne, 570 nucleotides. RefSeq lists its product as uncharacterized. Lineage: Eukaryota; Viridiplantae; Streptophyta; Magnoliopsida; Poales; Poaceae. The record is from RefSeq and is a predicted model, not a curated record.